CGAAAAUCCAUCCACACAGCUAAUCGCACGAACGUGACAAUACAAAGACACACAACGAGCACACGCCGCCAUCAUGUCGCUCGUCAGCGGGGAGAAGUCGAACUUCCAGUACAUCCUCCGUCUCCUCAACACCAACGUCGAUGGCAAGCAGAAGGUUAUGUACGCCUUGACCAAGAUCAAGGGUGUUGGAAAGCGGUACUCCAACUUGGUGUGCAAGAAGGCCGAUGUCGACCUCAGCAAGCGCGCUGGUGAACUCACCUCGGAAGAGCUCGAGCGCAUUGUUACCAUCAUGCAAAACCCAACACAGUACAAGAUUCCCACCUGGUUCCUCAACCGACAGCGCGACAUUGUCGACGGCAAGGACAGCCAGAUCCUCGCCAACGGUGUCGACUCGAAGCUCCGUGAAGAUCUUGAGCGCAUGAAGAAGAUCCGUGUGCACAGAGGUCUGCGUCACUUCUGGGGCUUGCGUGUGCGUGGUCAGCACACCAAGACGACCGGUCGCCGUGGAAGGACCGUCGGUGUCAGCAAGAAGAAGGGUUAGUGGUUCUGCUGGGGGGCUACUGUUGUUCAUGGUGUGGACUCUGCAUGUAUGCAUGAUUCUUCCCUCCCGCAUGUUAGAAUGCGUGCAUGUGGGUUGGGUGAAUCGUGCUUUGGCGCAAAUUAUUAUGGGACAUGGCAAUCGGUUUUUGUCAUUAUCAUGAUGUGAGAUGCUGGCGGGGUCUGUGGCAUGGAAGAUGAUAAAAAGUGUACACAGGUUCUGCUUCAUCGGCAAAUGAAGACAUCAAAAUUAUUUGCACAAGAUUCUGGAUUCAAUGGACGUGAUUUGCGUUUUGACA
Messenger RNA from Verruconis gallopava, 836 nucleotides. RefSeq names its product 40S ribosomal protein S18. The coding region runs from base 74 to 541 and encodes 155 amino acids. Gene Ontology annotation, molecular function: RNA binding; structural constituent of ribosome. Gene Ontology annotation, biological process: translation. The transcript has 4 exons. NCBI's taxonomy places the organism in Eukaryota, Fungi, Ascomycota, Dothideomycetes, Venturiales, Sympoventuriaceae. Gene Ontology annotation, cellular component: small ribosomal subunit; cytosol; ribosome. The record is from RefSeq and is a predicted model, not a curated record.